Molecule: messenger RNA, 1149 nt
Organism: Perca fluviatilis (European perch)
Lineage: Eukaryota; Metazoa; Chordata; Actinopteri; Perciformes; Percidae
Product: disks large homolog 1-like
Biological process (GO): chemical synaptic transmission; neurotransmitter receptor localization to postsynaptic specialization membrane
Cellular component (GO): neuromuscular junction; neuron projection; postsynaptic density membrane
Molecular function (GO): kinase binding
Source: RefSeq, a predicted model, not a curated record
GGUCAACGAUGUCAUCCUGAGAGUUAACGAGGCGGACGUUCGCGACGUGACCCACAGCCGAGCCGUGGAGGCGCUGAAGGAGGCCGGCUCGCUGGUCCGACUCUACGUCCGCCGGAGGAAACCCGUCUCCGAGAAAGUGAUGGAGAUCAAACUGGUGAAAGGACCCAAAGGUCUUGGCUUCAGUAUAGCAGGCGGAGUUGGGAACCAGCACAUCCCGGGUGAUAACAGCAUCUACGUCACCAAGAUCAUAGAGGGAGGAGCUGCACAUAAAGAUGGGAGGCUGCAGAUCGGAGACAAACUGCUGGCUGUGAACAACGCUUGCCUGGAGGAGGUGACUCACGAACAUGCCGUCACUGCCUUGAAAAACACUCCUGACGUGGUCUACUUGAAAGUGGCUAAACCCAACAGUGUCUUCAUGAACGACAGCUUCGCCCCGCCCGACCUCACCAACUCGUACUCCCAGCACAUGGAGAACCAUAUCAGCCCCCCUCCCUUCUUGGGUCAGCCCCUCCCCCCGCCAGCUUCAUCGGGACGCUACUCCCCGACCCCGAAGAGCAUGCUGGGAGACGAUGACGUCACCCGGGAGCCGAGGAAGGUGGUGCUGCACAGAGGAGCGACAGGCCUGGGCUUCAACAUCGUGGGCGGAGAGGACGGAGAGGGCAUCUUCAUCUCCUUCAUCCUCGCCGGAGGCCCGGCCGACCUCUGUGGCGAGCUGAGGAAAGGAGACCGGCUCGUCUCUGUGAACGGGGUGGACCUCCGUAACGCCACCCACGAACAGGCAGCCGCCGCCCUGAAGAACGCCGGGCAGACGGUGACCAUCAUCGCCCACUACAGACCAGAGGAGUACAGUCGGUUCGAGGCCAAGAUCCACGACCUGAGAGAGCAGAUGAUGAACAGCAGCAUCAGCUCAGGGUCGGGGUCUCUGCGGACCAAUCAGAAGAGGUCGCUCUACGUCAGAGCCCUGUUUGACUACGAUAAGACCAGAGACUCGGGUCUGCCCAGUCAGGGACUCAACUUCAAGUUCGGAGACAUCCUCCACGUGGUGAAUGCCUCGGACGACGAGUGGUGGCAGGCCAGACAGCUGACCCCCCAGGGGGAGGCAGAGGAGGUGGGGGUGAUCCCCAGCAAGAGACGGGUGGAGAAGAAGGA